Penicillium manginii is the source of this 1320-nucleotide messenger RNA. RefSeq lists its product as uncharacterized. Bases 1 to 1320 code for a protein of 439 amino acids. Lineage: Eukaryota; Fungi; Ascomycota; Eurotiomycetes; Eurotiales; Aspergillaceae. The record is from RefSeq and is a predicted model, not a curated record. The transcript is spliced from 7 exons.
AUGGCUGACAUGAUUUCCCAGGCCGCAGGCACUCAUACAGAGCGCUCUGGGGUACUACAUCCUCCCAGCUAUCGAGAUGCGGCUAUUCACAGUGCUGUGCCAGCUACCAAGGAAGAAUGGACCGACCUUUUAAAGAACAACACCUCCUGCUUGAAAGGUAUCGUCGUCUCGCGAAAGGCAGGUGUUCCAGAGAUGGCUCAAUAUACAGCCUUUGAAUUCGACUACGACCCAUUUCAAGGCCCCGAAUAUGUUCAAGACGAAAAAACUGAGAUCAAAGUUGUCAGGAUUGAAUGUGAGAGUCAACAGCAUGCUCUUGAUACUGGCAUCUCCCAACAUGAGAUCGAAGUCCUGAUGAAGACCGUCGCCACGGACAUGAGGUUGGACUUUCAGGCUCGUCAAGUGUCCGUGCGUCAACAUAAAAAGUCAUCACGAACCAAGAACCUACAAAUCUCGCACCGGCAUCCCAAGUUUAUACUUUAUCUUGACCAACGGUCCCUCGCGAUCGCCCCGGACUGCCAAGCUCGGCUUAUGCAGCUUAAGCACACAGAUGACAGAACACGAGCUGUGGCUUUUCUAGAGGACUACGGGGACGGAUUUGCAAUGCAGGCCACUUUUGGUGGCCUUCUUUUUCAUAGCGAGAACGUCAGCAAGUUAGAAGGAGACGCAUUAGACCAGAGAGAAAACACCCUAAAAAUCGCUGCCAAGGCGGCUUUCUCCUCCAUUGAUUCCUUCUCCAAAGCGAGCUCAAUGGGCUUGGAGACCGCCAUACUUCAAAAGGACUAUUCGAAGAUCAGUCGUACUUCCGAAGAAAUGUUUUGGUGCGGGAUUGGGGGCGAUCCAUCUCUACACGGGCACCCUGAAGCAUGGCUGCUUUCGAUGAAAGAAGAUAAAUCCAGAUGGAAAAUCAUUGAUAAAAAACUUCUCGUACCACUCCCAGUAGUAUUGGGGAAAUUCAACGGCUUUGAAUGGGUUCCAGAACGGUUUACCCAGUUACUAAGGCCAGAGAUACAGAGUUUGCCGCUCCUGGUCCUGCCUGAGGAUUCCCGUAUCGGCCUUUCAUCGUUGGCGAUCACCGCAAUGGAAACUCGAAUUCACCGAGGCAUUGACCAAUAUGACUAUGUUGUAUCUGAAGACAAGUUUUUCGUUGUCUUUCAGGAUCAAGGGGGAUACAUCAAAUACGGAUAUAUUGAUAUGGCUGAUGAUGACCAGCGGGAUGAUAUUCUAUUCGUUGACGCGAUUGUCCGUGCACGUCAUAACACUCCUCUCCUCUUGCUUGGCAGAGGACUCUUUUUCACCAUUAACAAUCAUAUAUGUGACUGA